Messenger RNA from Vicia faba (fava bean), 669 nucleotides. The record is from the annotation of a GenBank genome assembly. NCBI's taxonomy places the organism in Eukaryota, Viridiplantae, Streptophyta, Magnoliopsida, Fabales, Fabaceae.
AUGGUGAAAGGACGUCAAGGUGAGCGUGUUAGGCUUUAUGUGAGGGGCACAAUUCUUGGAUACAAGAGAUCCAAAUUAAACCAGUACCCAAACACAUCUCUGGUCCAAAUCGAAGGAGUUAACACCAAGGAGGAGGUAGCUUGGUAUGCCGGCAAGCGAUUGGCAUAUAUCUACAAGGCCAAGGUGAAGAAGAAUGGAACCCAUUACCGCUGCCUAUGGGGAAAGGUUACAAGGCCACACGGAAACAAUGGUAUUGUUCGUUCCAAAUUCACAUCAAAUCUUCCUCCCAAAUCAAUGGGAUCAAGGAUAAGAGUAUUUAUGUAUCCCAGGUUUUCAACUCACCACCGAUUCACGCUCCUUCAUCAUCUGCUUAUCCAAUCCGCAGCUUUUCUGCCUCCAAGACCACCAAACAGAACUGUAACACCUCCACACUUCUAUAUCCGCACUACCGGCUACUCCACAACCACCAACCAGACAGUUUCUCGUCAACCAACAAUCGCGCACCUCUCAACAACUGCACCGCACCUAACUCACCAAUCUGACCAUCAAUUCAUCCGCACCAAGCCUCCACUACCCGACACCGCCAGAUCCACGACACCAUCCUCUGACCAUACGCUUUGCCACGGUUUCAGUCGUUCUCUUCUCAUACACACUAUUUGUGUGACUUGA